Talaromyces atroroseus is the source of this 1419-nucleotide messenger RNA. RefSeq lists its product as hypothetical. Gene Ontology annotation, biological process: transmembrane transport; carbohydrate transport. Gene Ontology annotation, cellular component: membrane. Lineage: Eukaryota; Fungi; Ascomycota; Eurotiomycetes; Eurotiales; Trichocomaceae. Gene Ontology annotation, molecular function: carbohydrate:proton symporter activity. Bases 1 to 1419 code for a protein of 472 amino acids. The record is from RefSeq and is a predicted model, not a curated record. The transcript has 10 exons.
AUGGGGGGCCAUAUUUGGUACACGUUUGGCGUUGCCUUGUUCGCUGCCAUUGGAACUUUUCUCUUCGGCUUCGACACUGGCAUCGCCACUACAACCAUCGCGCAUCAAAGCUGGAAAGAGUACAUGGGCCACCCGUCCCAAGGAUUAACCGGUGCCGUGCCAUCGGUCUACAUUGCCGGCGAGGCAAUUGGCGCUCUUACACAAAUGGCGAUUGGCGAUCGACUCGGUCGUAUUCGGUUCAUGCAACUGAUGUGCGCUGUGGUGACUAUUGGAUGUACUAUUCAAACCGCAUCGGUCAAUAUUGGCAUGUUCUUAGCUGGCCGUGUUGUGGCUGGAUUUGCUGUUGGUGGCAUGGUGGCCACCGUGCCCGUCUAUCUCUCCGAGAUCUCUGCCCCCCAGCACCGCGGCCUCAUCGGCGGCAUUUCUGGCGUUGGCAUCGCAUUUGGCACCAUGGCAUCCAAUUGGGUUGGAUACGCAUGUGCAUGGGCACCCUACGGAGCCUUACAAUGGCGUUUACCGCUCGGAAUCCAACUCCCAUGGGGCGUGAUCAUGUUCAUCGGUUUAGCGACCUUCAUGCCGAAUUCGCCGCGUCAGCUCAUCCGGCAGGGGAAGAUUGAGGAGGCCAAAAGAGAAUUCAUCAAAAUUCGACGGGAUUUGCUCUCACACGUGGUCCAUGAAGAGUUUACGUUGAUGAAGGCUCAGAUUGAGUAUGAGAUGCAGCGAGAACUUACGUCUUACAGAGAGAUUUUUAAGUUGUAUCGGCAUCGAGUUUUGGUUUCUGUCGCUGUGCAGACUAUGACUGCUUUGACGGGGGUGAAUGUUAUUCAGUAUUACCAAACUACCCUCUACGACUCCCUCGGAGUUAGUGCCAUGAACAUCCUCGCUCUGUCAGGAGUUUACGGCACUAUCGCAUUCAUAGUCAACACCUUGACCACCAUGUAUCUCACAGAUCAAUGGGGUCGACGAAAAAUGAUCCUCGCCGGUAUGGGAGGAAUCAUCAUCAUUGAAAUCUAUACAGCCGUCAUGCAGCGGGAAUUUCAAUAUAACAACAACCGAGUCGACGGCAUGCUCAAUAGCACAACCUGGCUCUACGGCGCCGAAGUGCUUCCCAUAAAUAUGCGAAGCAAAGUCAUGGGACUCGCUGCUGCAUCCCAUUUCAUUGUCAACGUGGCUGUCACUGAAGCCGGUCCCACCGCUUUCGCACACAUCCAGGAGAAUUAUUACUACGUCUUUGUAGGAUGUACUCUAUUCUUCUUCACUAUCGCAUAUUUUUAUUUCCCCGAGACGAAGAAGAAGACAUUGGAAGAAAUCGCGGCCUCGUUUGGAGACCGCGUGGUCGAAAUUGAGGACCUCGAUGCUGCCACUGAAGACGCUGUUAUGGAGGCCAAGGCGCAGGGGGAACAUAUUGAAGAGAGUUGA